AUGGCCAAUGGGUACCAACUUUGGGCACCCUGGUCACCACUGGAUGAGUCCCUGCAAUGGCUGCGGGGUGCUGUGCCCAGACCCUCCAGCACUAAACACCCUUUCCGAGGAGGGCCCAGCCCCGCAACUACUACUGACCUGGAGGAGCAGCUUUGUUUCCAGGGGCUCAACCUGGUGCUGGAGCCCAGUGCAAAGUCCGGAGGGAGGGCACUGCCAGCCCUUGGAGUAGCGGCGGAGACCAAGGGGUGCAGUGGGGCUCUUCACAAACCCCAGGCUGUGAGGCUGACAGGGCUCGACUCUGUCUUUGGCCACCUUGUGACAGCACAGCCUCCCCACUGGACUGGCUCAUUGAGGGUGUCUGAGCGCUCCGCCUUUUGCCAAGUCAUCAGCCCCCAGCAGCGCAGGCCCCAUGGUCUCCGAGAACCACAAGUACGCAUGGCCAUGGCCAUGUGCCGCCAGAUGCUGCGUGCCAUUCUUCUGCUUUACGCCGCCUACAAGAAGUGUGCCUUUGCCCUGCAGCAUUCCCGGUAA
Molecule: messenger RNA, 531 nt
Organism: Anolis sagrei ordinatus
Lineage: Eukaryota; Metazoa; Chordata; Lepidosauria; Squamata; Anolidae
Gene: FANCD2OS
Product: FANCD2 opposite strand
Source: RefSeq, a predicted model, not a curated record